AUGUCCACCGAAUUGAGUCCAAAUGAUCGCAAACUUCUGGAGAGUGUUGAGCAGAGCUAUCAUCAGUUGGCCGCCGAGGCCAAGAAGAAGCACUCGCCCGUCAAAGAGGCCUCGGAGUCGGGAAUCGUUAAAAUCAGAAGUGUUUGCAAACGACAGCCAAACCUGAGGAUGGCUUUGAUGACGGAAAGCGCGGAGAUUAUGGAACCGUUUUUCAUGGGAUGCGAUACCAAAGUGUCUAAAAUGGUUCAGAUCUCACUCAACGCCAUCCAUAAGCUCAUCAACUUUGAGGCCGUGUCUCAGGUCAUUACUGCGGCAAAUAAUCUGUUGAACUGUUUGUGGAAUUUGAUGGAAAGUGGUGUCGAAGAGCUAAGACUUUUACAAACCAUCACUUUAUUGAUCACAACAAACAGUUUAGUUAAGAGCGAGAGUUUGGCGAAAGCGCUGUCCCUAUGCUUUCGGCUUCACUUCACAAAGAACUCGACCACUAAUAACACGGCGUCGGCUACUAUUAGACAACUGGUGUCCGCUGUCUUCGAAAGGGUCCAAACCGAAGACCAAAUACCAGCAGAAUCCAACGAAGUCCACGACAUUAAGUUUGAUGACAUAAAGACUGGCAAAUAUACGCCCACUUCCUUACGACCGGCCGCUUCGGACGCCUUUUUCUUUUUCCAAGAUUUGGUGCAAUUGGUUAACGCGGAGCAACCCUUUUGGUUGACAGGCCUCACAGAAAUGACCCGAACUUUUGGUUUAGAAUUAUUAGAACUGAUAUUCUCUGCAUUUCCUGAUGUUUUCUAUAAGCCGCACAGUUCAAAGAUAUUCCGAGAUAUAGUGAACGCGUUGUGUAUUUACAUAAAAUCUCAGUUUCUAUUCGUGGACUCAUCCACCACACAAAGUCUGAUCGCAUCCAUUGUCAAUAAUAACAAUAACUCGAACCCAAGUGUUGUCACCUCUUCUAACUCAUCCAUGAACUCGUCCCUCAAUUCGAUGUCAAACAACAAUAGCGUGACCCCGGCUUUCCUUCUACGAGGAGUUUAUAUACCAUUGCUUUUCAAUACAACUAAAAUUAAAUACAAGCCCUUCUUCAUCGAACAAUUGGACAAAUUAGAGGCCCCGACAGCACCCGAAGGGCACGGCCUCUCCUCAGCCUUUGCCUGCGUUUUAGAGAUAGUCGAGAGCUUAACAAAUGUUAUUGAAUCUGAUUUGCAAAGCAAUUGCAAUGAAAUCAAUGAACACAUCGAAGCCGUUCAUAAUUUCAGUGAAGAGACGCGACUUCUUCACGAGAAUCUACUCAACGCGUCUUGCUGUGGAAUUUUGGGCGCAUUUUCGCUAUUACUCGACGCCUCUACUGAUGAGUCGGUGACUGAAUUGAUUUUGAGUAAAAUGAAAACAUUGGCCGGUCUCUACGGUAUCUAUGAGUUAGAUGAGGCCAGGGAUGCAACCCUGACAUCCAUUUGCAAGUCGUCUUUACCCCCGAAUUAUAGUCUUUCUGUAUUAAACUUAAGUCAAACGUCGGAAAACAACUCGAAGUCUAUUAGUCGUACAACAAGUUUAGAUAAAAGCGAUUCAAUUAAUAUAACGAAUUUGAUUUCACAACAAAAUUCUCACAACACUUCCGGUGCUUCUUAUUUGGGUACUAAUGAGUCCAGUGAAACCAGACAACAGGUGAUUGCUGUGGGAACGCCACUGCCCACACCAUCUCUGCCACAAAAUGCACAACAGGGACCUGUUCUGUUGACAUCAAAGAACCUUCAGUGCAUGAAUGCAAUCCUAAACGUAGCCAAUAGUCACGGUUCGGUGUUGAAUGAGAAGUCGUGGCAUAUAAUCCUAACAACUUUACAACAUUUGGUUUGGAUAUUGGGUUUAAAACCCACAAAUGGUGGAUCUCUUAAGAUUGGUCGGGCGGGUACAGAGGCCGGCGCCUCCACUAAUGCUUUAAUUACAACGGCCGCAAUGUCUGACCUACCGGUACUGUCGACAAUGCUCUCCCGUUUGUUCGAGUCCUCGCACUAUGCUUCUGUAGGCGAUCUGUUGUCUCAGGUCUUUCAAAGUUCGCAGCAUUUAAAAACUGAAUCGCUGUUACAUUUGGUGAACGCAUUGGUCAAACUUUCUCAGGAGUCAAUGGAUAUUGCAUACAAUAAUCGGGAGCCAUCUCUGUUUGCAAUCGCAAAGUUGUUGGAGACGGCAAUCGUUAACUUACACCGAAUUGACAUCAUUUGGAAACAACUCACUUCUCACUUCUUAGAAGUUUGCAGUCAUCCGCACAUAAAAAUGCGUGAAUGGGGUGUCGAAGCCCUCUGUAAUUUAGUGAAGUCAACGUUAUCUCAAACACAAUCGGAUGAAAAGCCCGAAACGGAAGCAGAUAACACUGAAACUACCGGAACAGUGAAGCAGUUUAUGUUUUUGUCUCCACUCCAAGAGCUGUCAUAUAUCAGUCAUCCAGAUAUACGACAAAAGCAAUUGGAUUGUGUUCUUCAGAUUCUUCAGUCCAAUGGCGAUGUAUUGAAUUACGGCUGGAAUCAGAUUAUUGAGAUCGUCGGCGCUAUCAAUGAAACGCAAAACGAGAAUCUGAUUCGUCUGGCCUUCCAAUGUCUUCAGCUAAUUAAUGCCGACUUCUUGGCGAUGAUUCCAUCCAAUUGUCUGGUGCUCUGUGUGGACACGACCGCCAAAUUUGGUUCACAGAUCCAAGAGUUGAACGCAUCGCUCACUGCCAUCGGCUUACUCUGGAAUAUCGCAGACUUUUUGCAUUCAAAUCAAAAUAAGAUAAAAAGUAUUUUUGAACAAAACCCUAAACCAGAUUUGAGUGAAACGGACAAAAAUAGUGUCACUAAUGAAUCAAAUUCUUUCGACUCCUUAUGGAUGGCUUUGUUCACACGUUUGGGUGAUUUAUGUAUAGACUCGCGAGCGUCUGUUCGCAAGAGCUCUGCCCAGACUUUAUUCGCCACCCUUUCCACUCACGGAACUAUAUUAGAGGCGAGCACUUGGAAGUCAGUUCUUUGGGACGUCUUGUUUCCACUAUUAGAUCGCGUCAAAGCACUGGCUAACGCUGCCUCCAGUGAUAAGAUAACUGAUAGUAAAGCCAUGGGAAGUGGCGGUUCCAAUAUAAUUAUACAUCACUCCAGAAACACUGCUCAAAAACAAUGGUCUGAAACACAAGUGUUGGUGCUGUCGGGUGUCUCACGUAUAUUAAGCAUAAAACUUGAUUUAUUGGUUAAUAUGGAUGACUUCUACAAGACAUGGACUUUAUUGCUUGGGUUUAUAGAGUCAUCGGCUCUUAACCAGAACAGUGAGGUCUCACUCUCUGCCCUCAAAUGCUUUCAAGAGAUUUUAUGUUUGACUAAAUGCGCCAAUAAUGACAAUAAUUCAAACAAUUGUCAAAACCUAUGGGACGCCGCAUGGAAUUCAUGGUAUAAAAUCGGAUCUAAAACGACUGAAUUAAAAGACAUCUCAACAGAAACAUCAGACAUUGUAAAUAAAAACAUAGACAUGACAUCAGUUUAUGUGCCGUCGCAAGCAUUCUUGACUUCACUCAUUCAGAUAUUUCCCUAUUUAUUCAUCCAUAUAAAGCAUAAAUUUUCUGAAAGUGAUUUCCAUAAGUUAUCAGAAGUAUUGCAAAACACAUUAUCUGUGCCAUUAAUAAACUCUGACGCGAGUCUGCCGUACAUGUUGUCUCUUUCGAUGGCCGAGCCGUUGACUCCUUUGCAGGAAAACAUACUCUUUGUUGUGGAAACUCUGCAAAAAGAGAUUCUCGUGGAUCCAGAUCUCCAUCCUCUGCUGCCAUCCAUUUUCCACCAAUAUUUAGCUCUAUCUUGUUAUGCCGUCAAUAUUAUUCCGCCACAUUUACCGAUAUUUAAUAAAACACCGAUCACUCCACAAUUGAUUUCUGCUGAAAUAUCGGCUCUUAAUUCUAAUACUUACACCUCAUUGGGUGAGAGGGCUCUCAAGAAUGCUCUGUCGCUCUAUCAGAAGACGGCCAACGAAACGAUUGUCAUUAAGUCUAAUAUUCUUCACUCCAUUAUUAAGACAUUGAAAAUAUCAUUGUGUUUGAAAUAUUCGUGUCCAUCACAAACCACUUGGAAGCUGGGCGUCAAUACGCUGUUGACAGCACUGCAAAUCGGACUUCCGAUCGCACGAAUCAAUUCGUCCGACUUUAUAGGGAUUUGGGCUGAUCUUGCGCUAUGUUUCGAUGGCUUCCUGUUCCCGGUCUCAAAGCCGGCGUCCACUCAGACCCUAGAAGAGCAACAAUUUGAUGAAUCACUUGAUGUUAAAAUUGUUGAACUAAUUCGCGACUCAAUUAUGCCAUUUGCCGCUCAGAUUCCGCAGGAGUUUGUUCUGCAAAUUGUAUCGCUUCUCAAUAAGGGAUCAAUACAUUCGGCGACCAAUAGUUCACCCGUCGAAACGACGCGAAAACUACGCGAAGACUUCGCGCGGACAUGUUUUGAGACAUUACUUCAGUUCUCGUUUUUGUCCCCAAAGGGAAAUCCGGGUCUUUUCAUACAGUCGUCGGGCAAUGAUUUAAUUCCCGACCACAGCAUCGGAAUCGUGAACAAAUUAGCGGUCACUUCAAUCCUUCAGCGAUUUAAUGAAGUGGUCAUCAAAUACGUUGAGGACGAGAGACUAUGUCCCUGUCCUCUACCCCGGCAUCGAAUGGGAGAAAUCUCUUUCGUAUUGAAAGCAUUGGCGACACUCAUAAUCUCCCUUAAGAAGGCACCGGUCGGUAGUGUGGAGCCGCAUGUGUGGGAUCUACUAAUCCGUCUGUACCCGCAUAUAGUCGACUGUACGACCUCUAACUCAGUUCAGGUGAAUCGAUCACUUCGGGAGGUAUUGCAUCAGUACUCAGACCUAUUGUCUGCGCCCCAACCCAUGUCUCAAAAAGCACUGAAUAAUGGCGUCUAAUAGAUGUCUGGAUAACAAGAAAUUCUGUGUUAUUUAAAUGAUUGACUAAAAGUUAUUUAUUAAUU
This is a messenger RNA of Oppiella nova, 4958 nucleotides long. The record is from the annotation of a GenBank genome assembly. NCBI's taxonomy places the organism in Eukaryota, Metazoa, Arthropoda, Arachnida, Sarcoptiformes, Oppiidae.